Molecule: messenger RNA, 3097 nt
Organism: Marchantia polymorpha subsp. ruderalis
Lineage: Eukaryota; Viridiplantae; Streptophyta; Marchantiopsida; Marchantiales; Marchantiaceae
Source: the annotation of a GenBank genome assembly
AAGUUUGAAGUUUGAAAUUUGAAUCUGAAUUCAUCAUCGCGCAUGGUGUUCAUCCUUUCCGAUAGCAAGAACAAAGUUGAAAACGUUAGCCUUCAUCAUCAUUGAUAUUGGAAGCAGGCUGAGCGAUCCAGGACGCUCCUUCUGUGUCAAAGUUCAAUAAUUCUGUCCUGUGAGGUAUUCGGACACCAUCUCGAAUUCCUGUCACGAUGUCGGAAGGUUCGGACUCUGAAGUGGUGGAGGGUGGAGAAUCUGAAUUCAGUAGAACUCAUCUGUCGGAGGAUUCUUUGUACAGCGUUGAAAGCAGGCAUGGAUCUGCUUCAAGCUUGAGGGUAGUGCUCCCAGCAAAAUCAGAGUUAUGUAGGUAUUACGGUAUACCUGGUGGAUGCGUUCGUGGAGAUGUAUGCUUCUUUGCUCAUGGUGAUGAAGAAAUUCGGAAAAGAUCAAGAAACUUAUCACCAGAGAUGCUUUACAGUCCCUCACCUCUGAUGCGGCUCAUGAAAUUGAAUCAAAUGUCGCCAGAGGAUUUAAAGAAGAAAGUCUUUGUAGGUGGGCUCCCACUAUCUGUUGACUCAGAUGACUUGAGAGUGUUUUUCGAAGAAAAUUUUGGUCCUGUCAGUGAUGCAGUUGUGAUUGGCAGUCAUUCUGGUGACCAAGUUCAGUCUCGUGGUUUCGGAUUUGUAAAAUUCAAGCAUGAGGCAUCAGUUUUACUUGCCAUACAAACUCAUUACAUCCAACUAUCUGGAAAGAAGGUGGAGAUCAAGGGUGCCGUUCCACGCACAGGAUUAUCCCAUCUUGAGACUUCUGAAAGAAGUUUCCCGAUGCCAAGAUCCGGACUGUCACCUGAGGCUUCUCUUGGGGGCACUUCGAGCUCAAGUUUGCUGACACCAAAGCUGCCGUUUACAAAUCUCGAUUGCACUGCAGAAAGUGAAGAGCAAGCUCAGUGGACGAAGACAGGAAACCAAGGUGCCGAUGAUCAGUCAUCGAAAAAUAAGAAAGCCGUAUCAGAAGGUGGCUCAUCUACCGCACCCACAUGCAACGCCGGCGCACAAUGGGUGUUGCGGUUCAAGCAAUGGCUUCCGAAUUUCUUGAUUGAGGUCUACAACCGCUUAAAGGAAGGAGAGUGGUACCCAUUAUCUUCGUUAAAGGGAGAUUUCAGAGCCACUUGUGGUUUAGAGUUAGACCACACGAGCAUUGGCUAUCAUAAACUCCAUGAUUUUAUCAAAUCCCAUCCAGAAUUGUGCAAAAUCAAGAUUGUACCUGUAGGAUUAGGCCCGGCCACUCACAUGGUGCUUCUUCCUGCCUCAACGUGGACGAAAUCGACUGGGCGCCAUCAGAUGGAAGGCAGAUCAUUGAUGGAAGAUGGGCGGUCAUAUGCAGCUACAAUUUCCCGCGGGAAUGCAAAAAUCGUGACAGAGAAUGUUCAAUCUCCCGUGGAUACUUCCAUGAAGACAACUAUGGCUCCUCUCCGAAGAGCCAUGAAUGCAUAUGACAGAUAUGCAGUCUCUUCUCAAAAUGUCAAUUUUGCAGACUCUUUUCAGCAACUUGCUGAAAACAAGAGGAUUGGGAUCUCAGAGAAUAAUGCCUUGAAAGCAUCAAAUUCCUUGGGUCAAAAUGGAACUAUUGGACAAACAUCAGUGUUUCCAAGCCAGAACGGAAUGCGAGGGGGAUUAGAGGACUUGCGAUCUGUAGGAUCCUCUAGGAGCAGCAACGGAACGCCAAGUGGUAAUACUGAGAAUUUUUACUCCCUCUUCUCAGAGAACAACAACGCAUGUAUACACAAUGGAAGCGCGUCCAGGGGCACCUUUACACAAAGUUCAAAUCCUCAUGUCAUAGGUAACUUCAUGGAGGAGCCAAGAACACCCGUGCUUCAAGGGAACUUGAAAUCGUUUUCAACCUACGAGAAUCAGCCGAUACAUCAACCAAAUUUCAGUGGGUCUUCAUACAAUAUGUGGGAUGUUAAGUUUCCUGGUAUCAUGAUGAUGAGUGGUGAUAACGAGACAGAAGUUUGGAGAUCACCACAUUGAAGGAAUCUACAAUAAACAUAAAAUCUCCUCUUGGAGGAGAUAGUAUUGAAGGUACACAGCAAGUGACAAAUUCUUUUAAGAAUUUGAACUAAGAAUUACUUUUUCAAAUUCUAAGGGAAUUCUAAGAAUAUCCUUAGAAUUUACUUAGAAUCCUGUGACCACCAUUCCCGUCAUGUAUGGAGGACGUCAAAGGUUACGAUCGCAGAUCCCUGUCCUGCAGCUGAGACUUAUGUACACUGCAGCAGCAAGCACGUUUGGUUCACAGAAUCUGACACUAUCCGAUUUCCCAGGACUCUAAGGGCUUGAUCGGAGUGGGUUCGAAUCCUCUACAAUAUGGAACUGUCAGUCGUCCAAACACCCAUCGUCACCGUACCAAGCUUCUGUAAUUUCAGCAAAAAUCCUUGAAAUCCUUUUUUGUGUGUUCUGCCAACAUACUUUCCUCUAAACUGAAGUCCUUGUUAGUGGUAUUUGACUUACAGACCAAAAAUACUGGAAAAAAGAUUGUAUCUCUGAUACAGGCAGCUCCAAACUGGCACAGCCUCCUUGCCUCACAUCUUUGGCUCUCGAAAUCAAAUCGAGGUCCUUCUCAAAAGAAUAAAAUUGAAAGCCAUGUCUGCAGAUGUGGUGAAGCUGGAAGCCUCUUUCAAACCUUCAGUUCAUGAGAUCUGAGGACUGCAAUUUCAUCUCUAGGACAUGGAUCUUUUCCUUUCAGUAUAAAUGGUAUAAUGUACUCCUCGUGAGAGCUGUUGAUAGAGCUCUAUACUGUCAGGUCGACGAAAGGUUUCUACCAUCAAAACUCCGUUUGGUACAAAUAGAGAUGAUAGGCAUUUUCUCUGGAGUCUUUACUCCACCACUGAUUUGCCGAAGAGAAAACCAGUCAAGUUAGCCGUGGUAUCAGAAAUUCUACUAUGAAACCAAACAUUACUGGAAAGAGCUCCGCCUAUUCCCUGCACUCCCGUCAGCGGAAAUUUGUGAAAGUCUAUAUCAUACGCCCCUGGAGAAUAUUUGAGCAAGAAGGAAUUCUCGAUUGUCCCAAGCUUUCGAAAAAACAGUUUAAUUAUUGACAUACAUCU